Molecule: messenger RNA, 1314 nt
Organism: Mesorhabditis spiculigera
Lineage: Eukaryota; Metazoa; Nematoda; Chromadorea; Rhabditida; Rhabditidae
Source: the annotation of a GenBank genome assembly
AUGGCCGAUCCAGCACGGCGUCCGCUCAUGCCACAGCCGGCCGUCGCGCCGCCGAAUGCGGCCAAUGGAGCGGCCAAUGGAGCUGUAGAGCCCAACACGUUGGAGUACUACGACAAUCGAACGACGCUGGGCGCAAAUCCACGGCGCUACGAGUUCAACUACAUCCCCGGAGAGGCCGAUGGCGCUAACGCCACUGCUCUAGAGAGAGUUGGAAACGAUUACGGCGUGAUCGACUGGAGAACGCUGAGGAAAUUGAAAGAUGAAAAGAACUGGGCAUUGAUUAAACACCCGAUGGUGUUGAACUACGUAAACGAACGACUCCUGGAAUGCGCCGUCUGGUACACCCUCCAUAUCAUCAUCUACUUCAUCUUCUUGGUGGUGCUAUCGUGGCACGUCUACUGGAAGACGCUCUUCAAAGCGAUUAUUAUCAGCAUCUUCGUGAUUUUUCUCUUUUUCAUAACCACCGUCAAAGCGGUGAGAAAGGCGCAAAUCGAGGAAAGCUGUUCCGGUUGGGCAGUGGCGGGCCUGGUCCUGAAUUACGCGACAUAUAUCACCACCGGGUGCUACGUUUGGCUGCCGGUCGCCUUCGAGUCCAACGACUUUCACAUGGAGAUCAAGAACGUCAUCAUGCGCAUCCUGCCGAUAUUGACGAUCAUCUCGGCCUGGGGCAACUUCCUCUACGUCCUUCGAAAGAGCCCCUACGGCAUCUAUACCUUCAUGAUGGCCCGAAUUUUCUGGUCUUUUGCCAAGGGUAAGAAUACCACAUCAUCGGUUCCGACGCUAAUCAUCGUCGUGCGCGCCAUCGCCAAGACGUUGAGUAUGAUGAUUGGAGAGCUCGAUGCGAAUACCAUCCUCGAAACCAAACAAUGGCUGCCAGCCCUGGUCGUUGUGGUCUUCGAGGUCGUGGCCGUGAUUCUGCUCAUGAACCUGAUGGUGUCGCUAGCCGUUGGAGACGUCAGCGAUCUGAGAGACUCGGCGCUGGAUAUGAUGCUUCAGAUUAAGGUCAGCUACGUCAUCGAGGCUCUCCAGAUCAGCGUGCUUUGUAAAUGCCGCGUCCCAGUGGCCUGGCAUCUUUACAAAAACCCGACCAACGCCGUCUUGGUGAUUGAAGGCGAUGGGGGAUAUUUUACCGUGAAAGAAGCAAAAGCUCCCUACACCAAUCCAGAUGGUCUGUGGACACGUUAUGCGAAAUGGCUGAUCGGCCUGGAUUUGGUCGGAUAUCUCCCGGAAGCUCUUCCAGAAGCCCAGCUACUUCGCGCCAUCCGGCUAUCCCUUCCGCCAACUCCCCUCAAAGCUGACGCAAGCUCUUCUCCA